UUUUUUCACGACGAGAAGAUGGCGGAUGCCUCAAAUGAUUGUGGGGCAGAUGAACCCGACAUACAGGCAACCCGGAAGAGAUUUGAAGUAUUAGACAAAAAGUAUAGACAUUUAAAAGGGUUAUCUCAAAGAGCGGUUAUUGAAUUCGAAGCACUGCAAGAAAAAUGUCAGGAUUACUAUGAAAAGUACAAGGAACAAGAAGGAAAAUAUUUAAAAAUCAAAGGGGAUCUAGAGAAAUUGAAAGAAGUUUCUAAUCUUGCCUUGGCUGAGUAUGAGAAUUUACAUGGCAAAUAUGAAGUGGAGCAGAACUGUAGAAACAAGGCUGAGGAGUUUGCUACAAAUAUGGUUCAGGAAAACAAGAAACUCAAGCGUCAGAGCCAACUACUCCUCUCACAAGUUGGUGGGCAGGUGAACCUUGAGGAGCUCUCUUCAGUUUCAACUGAUGAUCAACCUUUGAGUGUCGAUGCAGUUUUCCAAGAAGAAUUAAAAGAACUAAAACUGAUGGUGGAGUCCUUAAGAAAAGAGGUGAAAAGUACCCAAGAGGAAUUGACUGCAACACAAAAUCAGUUAAACAGUGAAAGGCAGUCCCAUGAGCUUACAAAGAAGAGGUUAAUGUCAAAUGAAAAACAGUUCAAGCAACUGAACAGAGUUUCUGUACUGGCUCUUGAGGAAUACAACACUUUGCAACAAAGAUACGCUCUUGAAACACAGUGUCGUGUUGAAGCUGAAAAGUACGCUGCUGAGGUGUUAAGAGAAAAAGAUGUUUUGGAUCAGCAGAGGAAGUACAUCUCUGAAACAACUAGCAAAGAUGAACAACUCAAGAAAGCUCUUGAGGAGAUCAGCUCACUAAACAAGAAACUUGCUGACGAAAGAACAGAAGCGGAGGAGAAGAUAAAGGAACUUCUUGAAGACAUGAAGGCCUCGAAGGACGAAGAGUAUAUCAGCGUUACAGAGGAGAAACUUCACGUGGCUGAGGAGCAUAUCGAGUCCUUGGAACAACAACUGGCAGACACCGAGAAGAAAGUCACUGAGGCAAAUCAGAAAGUGUCUGAACUGGAAAAAAGCUUAGAGGAAGCAAAGAAGCAGGCUGCUGCCACACCCCCUCCCCCACCGUCUCCAGUGGCACCACCACCACCACCCCCUCCACCACCCCCUCCACCUCCUCCCACACAGCUUAUCAAGAAGUUCAUGAACAUUGUGGGAGCAAAAAAGAGGUCUUCCCUAAAACGGAACAAAGCUCCUAAGGAUCCAAUGGCUGUUGCUAUGUCUGAAAUGAUGCAGAGAAUCAAGACUGGGAAUAUACAACUGAAACCUGUCAAAAGUCCUUCCACCACUAGCAGCGAGAGUGAUGACACAGAUGCCAUGUCAGAUUUAGGAAAUUUAUUGAAAACGUUAAAGAGAAAUCCAAGCGUUGAUGUUGGCCCAGGAGUAAGUUCUCCUGGAGCGGACGGUUCACCGGUUGAAUGGGCAAAUAUUAAACUACGUAAGCCGAGCUCCAGUGUAGAGUCUUCCAAGGAGACAUCCAACUCAGGAGACGCCGGAAAUGGCAACAAUGAACUAAAAAAGGUGGUAUUGAGGAAACCACGAAGCCAUUCUGCAGGGGACAUUCUUGACGAUAGACCAAAGGACGAGGCUACGGCAGAGCUGAAAAGGAUUCUACAGAGACAAAAAGCUGCUGCCGAGAAAGAAAAUGCGGAACAAAAUAGUAAGGGCGUGUGUGAAAAUGGAGCGGCUUGAAUGAUUCAGGUUGUGAGGGCUGAAAAUCUCAUCGUAAACAGAGGGGCUUUCUUACCAUCUGUUCAUUUGUUCAUGUUGGAACAGAGAACCUUAUAUUUAAAUGAAGCUGUACGCUCUUAGAGAAAAUAUUUAGAAUUAGAUUAAUAUCUCGUCAUGGAUGAAAAGGAAUAGUGAAGAGAAAAAACCUCGUCUGGUUUUUUGUAAUACCUCAUUGUUAGGGCUCGAUUUAAUAUUCACUUGGGUUUUCUCUUUAGCUUGGAUGAUUUUAAGUACGAUGGAGGAUUUGUGUCAAAAGCAAAAGACAGAUUUUGACGCAAAUGUGUAUCGAUACUUACGAAAAUAAUUUCAGAUGCUUUGAAGCUCGUGGAAGAAAACGAAAGUUGGGGUAUGAAAAGAAGGAGAAUUCAUAAAAUAACAGAAGAUUUCUUCAAGUAGGGUGUAAGCUAUGUAAGUAAAUGCACUCUUAAAAACCCCAAAUUCCAGUAGCGGUAUCACGAUUGCGAUUGCGAUUAUUAGAGGACGUUUGAACCGUGACAUCAGUAUGCAUAUUCUCCACAUUGUUUGCUGUGCGUUUUCUUUGUUAAUGACAAGGAGAAUAUUUUUAACGAUCAAGAACUUCUUAAGCUGGCGAUCAUUUCCUUUCUUCACAUGAGCUUAAUGUUUGAUUCAGUGGCAAUACUGUAAAAAUAAAUUAGAUUACAGUCAUUCUUGUGGGAUUAAGGGUUGAACAAUUUUGAAAAUCUUUUUCUUUUUUGUUUGCCUUUUGUGUAGCUUCGUCACUAAAGGGAAGGAAGAUUUUGUAGUAGCCUGUGAGCUAAUUCGUUCUAAUUUUACUUUGUUUGAAUGAAGUAUUUUGAUAUUGUGAUCCAUUCUGAUAUAAAGACGCGAUUUACGUAAACAGAGAAGUCAAGAAAAUGUUAUUAAGUUAUUAAGAUUUUGUUUCAUUGGUUCAUAGGAUGAGACGAUUCCACCAAAACUAAAUUUUCCUUAAAAAAGAGGCCAGAGGUUCCUCUCGAUGAACUUCUGUUAGCAAUUCUAUAUAUGAAUACUUUCGAGGUCCUCAAGGUACCAAUUUAGGAGGAGUUUCGCGCAAAACGGGCAAAUAGGGAACGUCCCCAGAGAGAUACACUACAUGUUUGAAAGUAGAAGUUGUCAGAAUUCGUGAAAUAUUUUUUAUAAAAAGAAAAUAAAUAUUGAAUCAUAUUUGAGUGUAAAUUAGAGCUAGUCCUGGCAUUUAAUCGAACUUAGAAUUUUUUAAGACAAUUUUUUAAAUUAGUCUUCUGUAGCGAUACACUGUGCAAACUCUUAGUGAGACAUUAAUUAAUGUAAACUUCUAUGAUUUACAUCGAUACAGCUUCAGAACGUAAUUUGAUUUUGCUUCGCAGUUUGAUCAGGACAAAGAAGAUACCUACUGCUUGUAUACGAAAACAGUCCUUUGACGCAGGUUGUUCUAAACAUACACGGCAGUUUUCGUUGUCCUAUUUGAUUGGCGUUUUUGGGAGGCGAGCACUUCAUAAGUAAUUGACACGGCCGUCUCAAUUUCGCGCCCAUGCACUUUACUUUUGAAACAUGUCUGUACAGGAGCAGAUUUUUGGUAUGAAAUAAAUUUUCCUUGUCUUA
This is a messenger RNA of Pocillopora verrucosa, 3357 nucleotides long. Its product is annotated as shootin-1. Gene Ontology annotation, biological process: neuron projection morphogenesis; positive regulation of neuron migration. The record is from RefSeq and is a predicted model, not a curated record. Gene Ontology annotation, cellular component: cytoplasm; axonal growth cone; cell leading edge. NCBI's taxonomy places the organism in Eukaryota, Metazoa, Cnidaria, Anthozoa, Scleractinia, Pocilloporidae.